Messenger RNA from Polistes dominula (European paper wasp), 1882 nucleotides. RefSeq names its product 17-beta-hydroxysteroid dehydrogenase 13. The record is from RefSeq and is a predicted model, not a curated record. Gene Ontology annotation, cellular component: lipid droplet. Gene Ontology annotation, molecular function: oxidoreductase activity, acting on the CH-OH group of donors, NAD or NADP as acceptor. NCBI's taxonomy places the organism in Eukaryota, Metazoa, Arthropoda, Insecta, Hymenoptera, Vespidae.
AAAAUUGCAGAUCAACAAAAAUGUUUAUAAGAUUAUAUUCCUUGUUUGUACUUGCAUUAGAUCUUAUAACGCUAUCAUUUAGAAUAUGUUAUACAAUUUUAGUUGCUUUUUAUCGAGCAUUUAGACCACCACCAUUAAAAAAUCUUAAUGGAGAAAUAGCAAUGGUUGUUGGAGCUGGAAGUGGAGUAGGUAAAGAAAUAGCUAUUCAAUUAAGUCAAUUAGGUGUGAUUGUAGCUUGUGUGGAUAUCAAUGCUGAAAAUUGUAAAGCAACUGUACAACGUGCUGUACAAUUAUCGGGUAAUGCAAAACCAUAUAUUUGUGAUGUGACGAAUGAAGAUCAAGUAACUGCUACAGUAACAAAAAUUGUUUUAGAAAUAGGUGAAAUUACAAUGUUGUUUCAUUGUUGUGGUUUUCUUAGUCCGCAUGCAUUAAUACGAGAUCCACCAAAAAUAAGACAAACCAUUGAUAUCUCAGUACUCAGUCAUUUUUGGUUAUUGGACUCAGUAUUGCCAAGUAUGAAACGAGCAGGAAAAGGACAUAUUGUAGCGUUAUCUUCUGUAGCAGGACUUUCUGCAGGAUUGUCUGGUAUUACAGGUGGUAAAGGAUGUAUUCCUUUAUCUGCUGCACAAUUUGCAAUUCAAGGUCUAGCAGAAUCUUUACAUACAGAAUUAAGACACUCUAAUAGUAAUAUUAUUAUUACAUUAGUUCAUAUAUAUCCAUUUGUUGUUGGAGCAGAAUUACUAAAAGAUAUUCGAUUUAGGAUACCUAGUUAUUUUGGAACAAUGGUUGCUUCAGAGGCUGCUCAUAAAAUUUUAAAUGGUGUUCGUAGAAAUUAUACAGAAUUUAGUAUACCAGGGUAUCUGUUAUAUAUUGGACAUGCACUCAGAAUGUUGCCAAAGAAAGUUUCUUUUAUGUUGAGAGACUUACUAGAUAGUGGAGUUAAUUUUGGAUAAUAAAAAAUUAAUUGCUAUAUUGUUUCAACCUACCAUGGUACAUAUUUACUUUUUAUUAUAAAUCAAAACAAAUAUAGAAUGUAUUUUAUUAUUCUAUUUUUUUAAAUUUACAUAUACCAUGAAUAUUUAGUAUAAUUUCUAAUCAUUUGAUCAAUCUCAAUAAUCUUAAACUUGAUAUUUGUUAUUAAGUUCAUAUCUUGAAUAACAAUAAAACAAUCUCACCUAACAUUUUAAUUUUUAGAUACAAUGUACGUUCUGUAAAAUAUACUCAAUACUUUUUUAUUUAUGUGUAAUAAAUCAAAUGAUCAAAUUAAUCUUCCCUGUACUGAUAUUCUAAAAAAAUUAUUUCCUAUAAACAAAUCAAAAUUUGGAAUAGUUGUUGAAAAAUUUGACCAUUUAAAACUUCGAUAUACCUUUUAUUAUACGCAAUCUAAUGUUUAAACAAAUGAAUUGUUAUUUAAAUAUCAGUUCAAUAUAGUAUACACACAAACAUAGAAUAUUGUCUAAAUUAAUUUUAAUUAAUCGAAAUUAUAUAUGAAUUUAUAAAUUGUAUUUAUACGAAAGAAGAGAGCUUUGAUGUUUAUUCAUCGAGUUCAAACACAAUACUAAAUCUUUUAAAGUCAUUCAAGCUAACUGUAUUAAGGAGGUCAAAUUUGAAUUUAAAAGUAAUGUUUACAUCUUUCAGAAAACAUUUAAAUGAAAGAUAAAUCUCAUGACAAAAACUAGUUUUAUUAUUUGAUUAAUUAACUAUUCUUUGGUUUUAUUGGUGUCUUGAAGAAUGCUAGUUUUUUUUUAAAGAGUGACACUAAAAACAUUUUGGAAAGAAAAAUUUGAUAUCCUUGAAACUAUCCGGGCAUAUGUAAUUGUGUACAUAUGUAUGAUUGUUAUUACAUAUAAAUAAAAGUUAUAAAAAAUUAUAUAUAUAUAUA